Molecule: messenger RNA, 3750 nt
Organism: Nematolebias whitei (Rio pearlfish)
Lineage: Eukaryota; Metazoa; Chordata; Actinopteri; Cyprinodontiformes; Rivulidae
Product: extracellular calcium-sensing receptor-like
Exons: 15
Coding region: 1-3750 (1249 amino acids)
Biological process (GO): G protein-coupled receptor signaling pathway
Cellular component (GO): membrane
Molecular function (GO): G protein-coupled receptor activity
Source: RefSeq, a predicted model, not a curated record
AUGGGGGUGUUUCCCCAAUCGUCUUUGUCUUUAUAUAACUGUUCAAUAUUGUUAUAUUCCUUUGCUAACUUUUCACUACUUUCUCCUGUUUUUGCAUCUUGCAAACUGAGAAGACAGUUUCAUUUUAACAGUAUGCACAAACCUGGUGAUGUAGUUUUAGGCGGGCUGUUUGAAGUCCACUACACCUCUGUCUUCCCAGAGCUAACGUUUACCUCGGAACCAAAUAAGCACAUCUGCCAAGGCUUUGACCCACCAGGGUUCAGACAUGCCAUGACCAUGGCAUUUGCUAUUGAGGAAAUCAACAAGGACCCUAAUCUGCUUCCUAAUGUGACCCUUGGAUAUAGUCUUCAUGAUAAUUGUGCCACUUUAGUAAUUGGAUUCAGUGCUGCAUUAUCACUGGCCAGUGGUCAAGAGGAACAGUUUCUUCCUCAGAAGACAUGUUUGGGCAGCCCUCCAGUCCUGGGGAUUGUGGGUGAUUCCUUCUCAACAUUUUCUAUCGCCACCUCUGAUGUAUUGGGUUUGUUCAGACUGCCCAUUGUGAGUUACUUUGCAACAUGCUCCUGUUUGACUGAUCGCCAAAGGUUUCCAUCUUUUUUUAGAACGAUCCCUAAUGAUGCCUUCCAGGUGCAUGCCAUGAUUCAAGUUUUAAAACACUUUGGUUGGAUGUGGGCUGGACUGCUUGUCAGCGAUGAUGACUAUGGACUUCAUGUUGCCCAGUCCUUUCAAUCUGUGUUGACCCAAUCUGGAUUAGGCUGUCUGGCAUAUUUAGAGAUUUUGCCUUGGGGCGAAAACCCACUUGAGCUAACAAGAAUUGUUGAAGUGAUAAAGAAAUCUACAGCUCGAGUUCUAAUUGUAUUUGCACACCAGAUCCACAUGAUUCAACUGGUAGAAGAGGUGGUAAAACAGAAUGUGAUUGGUCUGCAGUGGUUGGCGAGUGAAGCCUGGACAACAGCAGCUGUGCUCCAAACACCCCGUCUCAUGCCAUAUUUGGGUGGUACACUGGGCAUUGCAAUCCGUCGAGGAGAAAUACCAGGACUUAAAGAUUUUCUCUUAAAAACACAUCCUGGUGGCAACAACAAUGAAAACAGCAUGGUAAGACAAUUUUGGGAAUAUACAUUUCAGUGUAGAUUUGCUCCACCACCAGCAACUUGGGUAGAAUCUGGUGGAGCUUUGUGCACAGGUGAAGAACUCUUAGAGACUGGGGAGACUGAAUUUCUGGAUGUGUCUAACCUCAGGCCUGAGUACAAUAUUUACAAAGCUGUGUAUGCACUGGCUCAUGCUCUUAAUAACAUGCUGCAGUGUGAGCCGGGCAGAGGGCCGUUCAGCGGGGGUAGCUGUGCCAACAUUCAAACCUUUCAGUCAUGGCAGAUUCUGUAUUACUUAAAAAAAGUCAACUUUACAACUCCAUUUGGUGAUCAAGUCUCAUUUGACAAAAAUGGUGAUGCAUUGCCAAUAUAUGAUAUCCUAAACUGGCAUUGGCUCCCCGAUGGAGGAAUUAAAAUUCAAAAUGUGGGUGUAGUUAAAAAGGCAACUUUUGGUGGUGAGGAAAUGAGAAUUGAGGAGCACAAAAUCUUCUGGAACUUUGACAACAAUCAGCCACCUCGGUCAGUGUGCAGUGAGAGCUGUCCCCCAGGGACUCGGAUGACCAGAAAGAAAGAACAACCUGUCUGCUGUUUUGAUUGUGUCCCUUGCUCUGAAGGAAAGUUCAGCAACAAAACAGACUCUGUGGCAUGCAUCAGUUGUCCAGAGGAUUUCUGGUCCAGCCCACACCAUGACAACUGCAUUCCCAAGAAAACUGAGUUCCUAUCCUAUCAGGAACCUUUGGGUGUUUGCUUGACAACAGCUUCAUUGCUGGGGACAUUUGUCUGUACCAUUGUUUCGGGCAUCUUUACCUAUCACCGUAGCACACCGAUAGUGAGUUAUUUUGCCACAUGUUCUUGCCUGAGUGAUAGGCGGCGAUUUCCUUCCUUCUUCAGAACAAUCCCAAGUGAUGCUUUCCAGGUGGUGAAGCAGAAUUUGACGGGCCUGCAGUGGAUUGCUAGUGAAGCUUGGACAUUAGUUGAUGGACUUCAAACUCCCACCUUUAUGCCAUUUCUGAGAGGAACACUAGGGAUUGCCAUUCGUCGAGGAGAAAUUGCAGGUCUCCAAAACUUCCUGUUGAAAAUUCACCCUGAACAGAACAAUAAAAAUAACGAUGAAAACAACAUGAUAAAACUGUUUUGGGAACACAUAUUUAACUGUAAGUUUUCACCCCCUCCAGCAGGCUGGGUGGAGGCUGGUGGGGCACAAUGCACUGGACAAGAAGACCUAGAGAAUGUGACGACUGACCUGUUGGAUGUUUCUGAACUCAGGCCAGAGUACAACAUUUACAAGGCUGUUUACGCACUAGCACAUGCACUUAAUGACAUGCUGCGGUGCGUUCCAGGGCGAGGGCCUUUCAGCGGGAAGAGCUGUGCCAAUUUGCAAACAUUAGAGCUUGGGCAGCUUAUGUAUUACCUGGAAAAGGUCAAUUUCACUACAUCGUUCGGUGACCAAGUGUCAUUUGAUGAGAAUGGUGAUGCAUUACCAAUAUAUGAUGUCAUGAACUGGCUGUGGUUGCCUGAUGGAAAAACUAAAGUUCAGAGUGUGGGUGAUGUUAAGAGAUUGGACUCAAAUGAUGAAAAACUCACCCUGGAUGAAACUCGAAUCUUCUGGAACUUUGAAUCUAAACAGCCCCCCAGGUCGGUGUGCAGUGAAAGCUGCCCCUCAGGUACACAUGUGGUGAGGAGAAGGGGGGAACCUUUGUGCUGCUUUUACUGUGUUUCUUGUUCAGAAGGAAAGUUCAGCAAUGAAACUGACUCGUUGGAGUGCUUCAGUUGUCCAGAGGACUUCUGGUCCUGCCCCCAGCGGGACCACUGUAUUCCUAAGAAAACAGAGUUCCUUUCCUUUCAGGAGCCUCUGGGUAUCUGUUUGACAACCACCUCACUGCUGGGAACAUUUAUAUGUGCAGUAGUUCUGGGAAUCUUCACCUAUCAUUACAGCACACCCAUGGUACGAGCCAACAAUUCAGAACUGAGCUUCCUGCUCUUAUUGUCACUUAAACUAUGCUUCCUGUGUUCAUUGCUCUUUAUUGGACAACCUAGACUGUGGACAUGUCAAUUGAGACAUGCAGCAUUUGGACUCAGCUUUGUACUUUGUGUUUCAUGCAUCUUAGUUAAAACAAUGGUGGUUCUGGCUGUUUUUAAGGCCUCCAAACCAGGAGGUGGAGCCCAUCUUAAAUGGUUUGGUGCUGUACAACAGAGAGGAACAGUUUUUGCUCUUACGUGCAUCCAGGCAGCAAUUUGCGCUGUGUGGAUUUUGACAGAUUCACCGGUACCUCAUAAAAACACUCAAUACCACAAUGACAUAAUAGUGUAUGAGUGUUUAGUUGGGUCCAUUAUUGGUUUCAGUGCUUUACUUGGCUACAUUGGAAUAUUGGCUAUCUUUAGCUUCAUGUUAGCAUUUUUAGCAAGAAAUCUUCCAGACAACUUCAAUGAGGCUAAACUCAUUACUUUCAGCAUGCUAGUGUUUUGUGCAGUGUGGAUUGCUUUUGUUCCUGCGUAUAUAAACUCCCCAGGCAAAUAUGCAGACGCAGUAGAAGUAUUUGCUAUUUUGGCCUCGAGUUUUGGUCUCUUGUUUGCGCUUUUUGGGCCUAAAUGUUACAUCAUAUUGCUAAAACCAGAAAGAAACACAAAGAAGGCCAUCAUGGUUUCUGCAUCAAAAAAAUCUUGA